Molecule: messenger RNA, 1653 nt
Organism: Schistocerca cancellata (South American locust)
Lineage: Eukaryota; Metazoa; Arthropoda; Insecta; Orthoptera; Acrididae
Product: piggyBac transposable element-derived protein 4-like
Exons: 2
Coding region: 1-1653 (550 amino acids)
Source: RefSeq, a predicted model, not a curated record
AUGUCAAGAAGAGGCUUACGAGAUGAAGAAAUCGAACGAUUAUUGUGUGAAAUUCCAUCAGACGAGGAUUCCACUGUUGACACCACAGAUGACGAAUCUGAUUAUGAAGCAAGCAUUGUUGCGGAGGCUAUUGUGUCGUCUGAAGGCGAAGUUUCAGAGAGCGAGGAAGAAAGUGAGUCCACUCCGCCAAAACGCGCUGCUGACACAGCGCCAACUUGGGGACAACAAUUCAAUGCUACCUCAGGAAUGCAGUUCGACAGUGAAUCAGGACCAAGUGCUUUUAUUAGGGACAUUGAUGAUCCAGAACCUAUCGAUAUAUUCGAAAAAAUAUUUCCAAAAGAGCUAGUUGAGCUAAUCGUUUUCCAAACAAAUUUAUAUGCGACGCAAUCUGGCAAGUCUUUCACUCCAACAACUGACAAUGAAAUACGAACUUUCCUGGGAAUCAACAUUUUGAUGGGUAUAAAGCGUAUGCCAGCAUACAGAGACUACUGGUCUAGUGCCCCAGAACUUCAUGAUCGUUAUAUUGCAUCUCUGAUGGCAGUAAAUCGGUUUGGAUGGUUACUGAGGAACAUUCAUCUGAAUGAUAACACAUUGCAUCCAGAAAAAGGACACCCAGGUUAUGACAAACUGUACAAGCUGCGACCAGUGAUCAAGAUACUAUCUGAAUCUUUUUCCAAGUGUUACCAACCCAGCAAACACCUAGCAAUUGAUGAGUCAAUGAUCAAAUUCAAAGGCCGCAACAGUAUGAAACAAUACAUGAGAGAUAAACCCAUAAAGCGUGGUUACAAAGUGUGGAUGCUGUGUGACAAGACCUCUUACAACUUGAAAUUUGAUAUUUACACCGGAAAAGUAGGUGACACAGUGCAAACAGGCCUUGGGGAGCAUGUAGUGCUGAGUUUGUCCUCUGAACUCGUAAAUAAAGGCCAUUAUCUUUAUUUCGACAACUAUUUCAAUAGCUAUAACUUGUUGGCUGGUUUACAGCAGAGAAACAUAUAUGCCUGUGGGACAGUUCAACCAACAAGGAAACAUUUACCCAAAUUAAAAACAGACAAAGAAUUAAGCAGAGGUGAAUUUGACUGGAGGGUCAGCAACUGUGGCAUCCUCUACUUGAAGUGGAAAGAUAAGAGAGCUGUUCAUCUCCUUUCAAAUUUUCACAGUCCUGAAGUUACUACAGUGACUCGCCGUGAAAGAGAUGGUUCACGCAUAGAGCUACCUUGUCCUCAAGCAGUGAUGGAUUACAAUGCACACAUGAACAAUGUCGACAAGUUCGACCAACUGAAAAAAUCAUAUGAAAUAAGCCGGAGAAAUUAUACUAAUUCCCGAGCGGCGCGGCGGAGAAAAGCCCCGCGGGAGGGCGACAUUCGCGGCCCCUCCCCCGCCCGCCGCCCCCGCAGCGGGUGCGUGCAGCGCGUGCGGGGCGUGAGGACGCAUGCCGCCGCCGCCGCCGCCGCCGCCGCCGCCGCCCGCGCACCUCGGCCCUGCCCGCCUCCAAUUAGCGCGACGUGCUGGCCGGCCGGCCGCCCCCGCGCCGCGUCACGCGCGCCAGACGUGACUUUGCGGCCGUCUCUCCAGUUGGCGCCCUCGUUAACGAGCCAUUACGGCGGCGACGGCCGAGCGGGGGCGGCGGAGGCGGAGGCGGCAGGGUGUGGGUGA